AUGCAAGCACCAUUUGACGACGAGCAGGAGAUGGAAGAUGAGGAGGAGGAGAACAAGCUCAUAAACGAGGAAUACAAGACUUGGAAAAAGAAUGCGCCGUAUCUCUACGAUUUGAUCAUAACUCACGCGCUGGACUGGCCGAGUUUGACCUGCCAAUGGUUUCCCGACAAGGACCAAUCCUCAGAUAAGCCCUACACGACACACCGCAUGUUGCUGGGCACACACACAUCCUCUCAGGCGCCCGACUACCUUCAAAUCGCCGAGGUCUACAUCCCGAAACGGAGCGGUCCCGGCGCGGACACGCUCGACAACAGCAACUACGACGACGCACGUGGCGAACUUGGUGGACACACACUACCGACCACUCCGCGCAUUAGCAUAGUGCAACGCAUCAACCAUGCCGGCGAGGUCAACCGCGCGCGAUACAUGCCGCAGAACCCGGAUAUGCUGGCAACGAAGGCUGUUAGUGGCGACGUACUUGUCUUCGAUAGGACACGCCAUCCAAGCGACCCGGAGAAGAGCGGAGUAUGUAAGCCUGAUAUCAAGCUUGUCGGCCAGUCGCGCGAAGGGUUCGGGUUAGCGUGGAAUCCGAACAAGAAGGGCCACAUCAUCGCUGCGUCUGAAGACCAGACGGUCUGCCAUUGGGACCUCAAUGCGUACACAAAGGGUGAGGCUACACUCAGUCCCGUGAACAUCUUCGCGGAGCAUUCGUCAGUCGUUGGCGACGUGGACUGGCACGCAACAGACGAGAACAUGUUUGCGAGUGUUGGUGACGACAAGAUGUUGAAGGUCUGGGAUCUGAGACAGAAGGAGGCUGCAAUGUCCGUCCAGGCUCAUGACCAGGAGAUCCUAGCCGUCGCGUUCGCGCUCAAACCCGACCACUCGCAUCUCAUCUUGACUGGUAGCGCCGACAAGACGAUACACAUGCGCGAUAUUCGCAAACUCGAUAAACCCGAACACGUCUUCGAAGCGCACACUGACGAAGUCCUUCACCUCGCAUGGUCUCCGCACAAUCCUUCAAUCUUUGCCUCCGCCUCAUCCGACCGUCGCAUCAACGUUUGGGACAUCGCACGCAUAGGCAUCGAACAGUCCCCCGAUGAUGCCGAAGACGGUGCACCCGAGCUUCUCGAGGAUAACGUGGUCAUGGUCUGGCAGCCGACGACACAUGUCUGGGCGGGAGACGAUCUCAAGGUCAACCCUGAUCAGCUUGAGGCGAGCGAGCCUAUGGAGGUCGAGGGCGGUGUGCCAGGCGGUAGCGGGACACAGAGUAUGAGCAUGAGUCGCAGCGGGAGUGCUGAGAUGGACGAGAGCUAG
Peniophora sp. CBMAI 1063 is the source of this 1314-nucleotide messenger RNA. Lineage: Eukaryota; Fungi; Basidiomycota; Agaricomycetes; Russulales; Peniophoraceae. The record is from the annotation of a GenBank genome assembly.